This is a messenger RNA of Xenopus laevis (African clawed frog), 1090 nucleotides long. RefSeq names its product cysteine-rich secretory protein 1 gene 10 L homeolog (gene crisp1.10.L). The annotation marks the transcript as partial. The transcript is spliced from 8 exons. The record is from RefSeq and is a predicted model, not a curated record. NCBI's taxonomy places the organism in Eukaryota, Metazoa, Chordata, Amphibia, Anura, Pipidae.
ACGCUUCUCGUCGGGUGUUUAUUUCAUUCCAAGGAGUUUUCAAAUCCUCAUUCUUUGGAAAUGAAUGCGUUCCAUAUGAUUCUAUGGUUGGCAUAUCUGUUCAAGCAAUCUUCAGAACAGCUUACUAUAGUUGAAUACAGUGAGCUGUCGACUGAUUUAGAAGACAAUCAAGACCUUAUAGUGGGUAUACACAAUGACUACCGAAGAUGGGUGAAUCCAUCGGCUCAAAACAUGCUUAAAUUGCAUUGGAAUAACACAUUAUUAGCUAAAGCGAAGGAAUGGGCCAUGACCUGCAAUUUCAAUCACAGUGAUGAUAGUUAUCGCUUGUAUAACGGUGUAUAUGCUGGAGAAAACAUACUGAAUUCCUAUUAUCCAGUUUCUUGGUAUGAUGUUAUUACUGAUUGGUUCAAGGAAGGGGAAGAUUGGGUAUACGAAGUUGGGUCAGAAAGUGUGACAGGACAUUUUACCCAGAUUAUAUGGGCCCCUACUCAUUCUCUGGCAUGUUACUGUUCAGAAUGUGAUGGAGAUUCAUAUCAUUACUUUUACGUGUGCAUCUAUUUUCCUGCAGGGAACAGAAAAGAUGACAUAACUACUCCAUACAGUUCUGGAGCCUGGUGCAGCAAAUGUCCAAAUGACUGUGACAACCAAUUGUGCACAAACUAUUGCCCAUAUCAGGAUAUCAUUAAGAACUGCAAAGACGUGAAAGAUGCUUCGUUAUGCGGCAACCCAAGUCUACCGUGCGAUGCCACCUGCAUCUGUGGUUCUGACAAAAUAUAUUAGUCAUUUUCCCUUGACUGACUGUAAAAUGUACAUUCUUUGAGUUUUUACAAGCCAUGCUCAAUAUCUUUCUUUGUGUGCAUUUUACUCUGGGUCCUGAAAGAAACUACUUUUUAGUUCUUUGUUUAUCUCCCAAACCUCAUCUUGGGCCUCAACCAUAUGAUAAGGCAAUUUUCAAAACUUACGUGGAGCCCUCUGUGACGCAUGUGUUUUCUUCCCAUAAUGUAUAUUCUGAUGAUUUUAUUUCAAAUCCUAUAGUAAGAAUUCUGCUGUACUGUUUGUAUGAAUUGAAAUAAAGACAUUUGCAACUCAA